Molecule: messenger RNA, 957 nt
Organism: Molossus molossus (Pallas's mastiff bat)
Lineage: Eukaryota; Metazoa; Chordata; Mammalia; Chiroptera; Molossidae
Gene: HSD17B1
Product: hydroxysteroid 17-beta dehydrogenase 1
Exons: 6
Coding region: 1-957 (318 amino acids)
Biological process (GO): estrogen biosynthetic process
Cellular component (GO): cytoplasm
Molecular function (GO): estradiol 17-beta-dehydrogenase [NAD(P)+] activity
Source: RefSeq, a predicted model, not a curated record
AUGGACCGCACUGUGGUGCUCAUCACCGGCUGCUCCUCAGGCAUCGGCCUGCACCUGGCUCUGCGUCUGGCAUCAGACCCAUCCCAGAGCUUCAAAGUGUAUGCCACUUUACGAGACCUGAGCACACAGGGCCCGCUGUGGGAGGCAGCCGGGUCCCAAGGGUGCCCUCCAGGUUCCCUGGAGACAUUGCAGCUGGAUGUGCAGGAUGCAGAUUCCGUGGCUGCUGCCAGGGCACGUGUGACUGAGGGCCGUGUGGACGUGUUGGUGUGCAAUGCCGGCCGAGGCCUGCACGGGCCGCUCGAGAUGCACUCAGCGGACGCUGUGGGCUCUGUGCUGGACGUGAACUUGGUCGGGAUGGUGCAAAUGCUUCAAGCUUUCCUGCCAGACAUGAAGCGCCGCCGCUCAGGACGUAUACUGGUGACUGGGAGCAUGGGAGGCUUGAUGGGGCUACCCUUCAACGCUGUUUACUGUGCCAGCAAGUUCGCAGUCGAAGGUUUAUGCGAGAGUCUGGCGGUUCUGCUGCCGCCAUUCGGGAUCCAUGUGAGCCUCAUCGAGUGCGGCCCGGUGCGCACGGCCUUCCGGGAGAAGGUCCAGGGCGGCCUCGGCGCGGUGCUGGACAGUGCGGACGCCCAAACCCGAGACCUUUUCUCCCAGUACCAGCACCACUUCGAGCAGGUCUUUCGCGAGGCGGCGCAGGACCCAGAGGAGGUGACCGAGGUCUUCCUCACCGCGCUGCGCGCUCCGCAGCCAGCCCUGCGCUACUUCACCUCGGAGCGCAUCCUGCCCCUGGUGCGGCUGCGCCUCGCAGACCCCAGCGGCCGCAGCUAUGUCGCUGCCAUGCACCGAACAGUGUUCAGUGACAAGCCCGUCGAGGGUCUGGACGGUGCCCAGACGGAGGCCGGAGCUGGAGAACUGGGGGGUCCUGAGCUCGGCUCUCCUCCUGCCGCCCCAAAAUAA